AUGAAUGGAAUCAAUUUAAAUUUGAAAUAGGAAAUUCAAAAUAAACCAGUUUGGAUAAUCAAAUAGACUUUCCACAAUAGUUAUAAAGAAGGAAUCAGAGAGGGAUUCGCUAAGCUUACCUGCAGGACUGAUAAUUCUGGAAGAAAGCAAAAUUGGAUUUUAGAGGAGAAAUAGGGGAUUGAAUAUGAAUAGGAAGUUUUAGUUGAUUUGAUUUUAAAAUUUAAGAUUUUAUUUUGCUUUAAAAUGUCUUAAAAGAAGCCACAAAUGCAAGUUGAAUAAAAGGUUCCAGAAAACAUAGUGAAGAAGAAUGCAAGAGACACCAAAUUGAGAGAAGCUGUUGCUAAGAGAAGAACAGAGAGAUUGGCUGCAAACAAAACAAGAAGAGCUUAAUGGGAAAAGACUGCUUAAGCUUAUGAAAACGAAUACAAAGCUGCUGAUAAGAACCUAGUUGAUAGCUUACGUAAGGCAAAGACUGAAGGUGGAUUCUAUGUACCAGCAGAAUCUAAAUUGAUCUUGGUGGUAAGAAUCAGAGGUAUCAACACCUUGAAUCCUCAAGUCAGAUAAACUUUGAGACUUUUGAAAUUGAGAUAACUUCACAAUGCAGCCUUUGUCAGAGUCAACAAGGCUACAAUUGAAAUGAUCAGAAAGGUUGAGCCAUAUGUGACCUAUGGAUAUCCAUCAAGAGCUGUCAUCAAGAAUCUGAUUUACAAGAGAGGAUAUGCCAAAAUUAAUGGUCAAAGAAUUCCAAUCACAAACAACAACAUUAUUGAAUAAUCAUUAGGAAAAGUCGGAAUUCACAGCAUUGAAGAUCUCGUCCAUGAGAUUGUUACAGUAGGAGCUCAUUUCAAGGAAGCAAACAGAUUUUUGUGGGCAUUCAAAUUGAGAGGACCAAGAGGUGGCUUUAUUGCUAAGAGAAGAUCAUUCAUCAAUUAAGGUGAUUGGGGAAACAGAGAAGAUCUCAUCAAUGAUCUUGUCAAGAGAAUGAUUUGAUUGAACAUUAAUUAUAUAUACAUUAAUAAAAAAUAUCAAUUAUUUAACAAAGUUUUCAUAUUAUAU
This is a messenger RNA of Paramecium tetraurelia, 1056 nucleotides long. RefSeq lists its product as uncharacterized. The transcript has 4 exons. Gene Ontology annotation, cellular component: cytosolic large ribosomal subunit. NCBI's taxonomy places the organism in Eukaryota, Ciliophora, Oligohymenophorea, Peniculida, Parameciidae. Gene Ontology annotation, biological process: maturation of LSU-rRNA from tricistronic rRNA transcript (SSU-rRNA, 5.8S rRNA, LSU-rRNA). Gene Ontology annotation, molecular function: RNA binding; structural constituent of ribosome. The record is from RefSeq and is a predicted model, not a curated record.